AAAACACCAGCCCUUAACUUAAGAUCGUUUACGGCUUUGCCAGCUGCACAAACGUGGCUCUCUCGAAACGAGUCCGACGCUGAUCUCCAUGGAAGUACGUGCAAGUCCCCGAAAAUAGCCCCGGCCAUCUGCGGCGCCGGAGCUCGGCGGCAGAGCCGGGGGCCGGGGCCGGGGCCGGGGCAGCGCCGGCGGUGAGUAACCCCGCUCCGACGGAGCCGCACGUCCCCGCGCCGGGAGCGCUGCACGGCCAACGGCCAACGGCCCCGCGCUCGCGCUUCAGGAGGGAGCCUCUGCCUUUUCACUGCGUGCCUCUGCACCUUAACACCACGCGCCAGCCUCCCUCUCGUUAGCUGUCAUUUUUUUUUAAUUGGCAAAUAAGGUGAACAGGAAAUCACCCACGCGUCGGGCAAGCCGCAAACAAAUUACCUAGAACACAAAUGAGCAGUCCUAACUGUAAAUAAAUACAGAAAACCAGGGCAAACCCCCCCCACCUAUUAGGCUGAGACGUGGAACAGCCUCAAGCUACACCACCAGACCGCUGCUCCACAGGUCUCCCGCCAAGAGAAGAGGCCCUGUGGCCAACAAUGGAAGGCACUCUAGACCCUUGAACAAAGAGCACCAGAGCGGUCACAUCGAGAAAGGAAAAAAGAUAUUGUAAGAUGUUCAACACCAGCACAAGCUCCUUGGGAAACAACUGCAGUCACAGCACAGUGAUAACUAAGACAGUCAUUCCCCUGGUCUACUGUUUGAUUUUCAUAGUAGGACUCUUGCUGAACAGCGUGGCAGCAUGGAUCUUCCUGUACGUUUCUAGCAAAAAGAGUUUUAUUGUCUAUCUCAAGAACAUUGUUGUUGCCGAUCUCCUAAUGAGCCUAACAUUUCCUUUCAAAAUUCUUGCUGAUUCAGAGAUUGCACCGCCACAGCUCAACACGUUUGUGUGCAGAUACUCUGCCGUUGUUUUUUAUACAAACAUGUAUAUCGGGAUCACUUUUUUUGGCCUCAUCGGUUUUGACAGAUACUACAAAAUUGUAAAGCCUUUAUUCACCUCCUUUGUUCACACGGUUAAAUACAGUAAGGUGGUCUCUAUAAUCAUAUGGUUAUCAUUAAUGAUUAUAUCAAUUCCAAAUAUUAUUUUAACUAGUGAAAUCACUAAAAAAAAUUAUUCCAGAAAAUGCAUAGGGCUUAAAAGUGAGCUUGGCAGACAGUGGCACAAGGCAUCAAGUUAUAUUUGCACAGGGAUUUUCUGGGUCGUUUUUCUUCUGCUAAUCAUUUUUUACACUUCUAUAUCAAAAAAAAUAUAUAGCUCCUAUAAAAAAUUCAGAAGGAGCUCAGAUGUGACCAAGAAAAAAACCAGCCGUAAUAUAUUCAGUAUUAUGUUUGUUUUUGUCGUUUGCUUUGUACCCUACCACCUCUGCAGAACUCCGUACACGCUAAGUCAGACCAGCUCCCAAUUCGACUGCCAGUCAAAAGCAGCUCUGUUCUACGCAAAGGAGUUUACUCUCAUGCUGUGCGCCGCGAACGUGUGCCUUGAUCCCAUUAUUUAUUUUUUCCUCUGCCUACCCUUUAAAGAAAAGCUGUAUCAAAAACUGCGUCUCAAGCUGAAAACUUCAAGUGAGGUUGAAAUUUCUAAAUCCAGAAGAUCAAACACACUUCGGGAAAGUGUAAACAUAGUGUAGGCUCGGGUCUGUAAAAUAAUGCACAUUUCAGAAAGUUAUUCAAGAACGCAAAUGCCUCAAAGAAACUGAACAGACGAGAACCAGCAAUAAACCAGAAAAAAAACGCUUCAGCAUAAAACACCAAGUGGUGUUUCUCUGCAUAAAAACAUUAUUGCGUGUUGCCAAGAUAUUUACUCCGUGCUAUUUCAGCGGAUGCUGUGAUUGCAUUUCGGUGCGAUACGACCUGUCUGGAUCUCAAAACGAGAGAGAGGAGUAACUGGAACACCACGCUGCGGAGCCUCCGGGCCGGGGUUCUCUGCCCGCAUUAUCCAACAGACCCAAGAAUCACAGCGAUUUGCUGCGGCUCCUCAGGCAGCGGGGCCGGGGGCCGGCUCGCUGCAGCCCGGCCGGCGCUGAGCCCUCGGGAAGCUCAGCACGAGCCUCUGCCGGGGGCUCCUCCGGCCCUGCCGAGGGGACCGAGACCCCGAGGGGAAGCUCCCUCGUGGAUUCAGCGGCUCCCGAAGCAAAGGCUCGAAGGCAACGUGCAGCCUGGGGAAGGGCUCUACUGUGACAACUGGGGGGGAGGGAAAGAGAAGGAAAGAAAAGGAAAAAAGGGAAAAAAUACCCGCACAGAGAUCUGCACAGAGCCUGAAAAACCCCUGGUGAAAUUAAAAAUAGGUGUACAAAUAGGUUUUCUUUGGGGAAAUAUUCUGUAAAAUUAAAAAUUAAACGUGACUAUCAGUCACCCUCGGGCACCAAAUGUCCGAAUAUUUCCGUAAAAUGUGAUGUUCAAGUGUUUAAAGAGGAUCCUGCUGUAAACUAAACAGCACAGUUACGCUGUACCAUAUUGCUCAGGACUUUUCUGAAAUAACACGGUGUACACCAAAAAUGUUCACGCCAAACUGACUGAGACUUUAGUCACUCCCUCGCUGUUGUUGCAGGAGGUAAGAACACUCAAGGAGCUGUUUGAAAAAAACACACCAACAGCUGUCUGGAAACUCGGGUAUAUUUAAGACUAGAAAGAAUGCUUUGUUGGUUUUCCCAUGCUUCUGGCGCAAUGAUAAAGCACUUCUCUCUGCACCAAGGUAAUAGCUGAAAGCCACCAACCUUCUAUAUAUAAAUAUAAUCUCUUUUUAAACUGUA
This is a messenger RNA of Tyto alba (common barn owl), 2795 nucleotides long. It is a transcript of the gene P2RY14, whose product is annotated as purinergic receptor P2Y14. The transcript has 3 exons. Gene Ontology annotation, cellular component: membrane. Lineage: Eukaryota; Metazoa; Chordata; Aves; Strigiformes; Tytonidae. Gene Ontology annotation, molecular function: G protein-coupled purinergic nucleotide receptor activity. The coding region runs from base 660 to 1673 and encodes 337 amino acids. The record is from RefSeq and is a predicted model, not a curated record. Gene Ontology annotation, biological process: G protein-coupled receptor signaling pathway.